AUGGUGAUUUUGGAUGGUGCAGAUGCAGAUGGACUGAAUCCCAGAUCUUCACCAGGUCAUGGAGCCUCAGCCGCGCUUCGCGCCACUUUCCUCUCAGUCCUCACAGGUGUGAUCCUCGCCCUGGGGGCCCGGCGCGCGGGGCGCGUUGGGCGUGUUCCGCCCCGCCGCGUGCGGCGCAAAGCGCUGCCCUUUGGCAUUGCAGUGGCGGGCACGGGGUCGGUGGCGCCGGAGAUGGUGGUCUCCAACGACGACUUGUCCGAAGUCAUGGAGACCACGGACGAAUGGAUCACCCAACGCACGGGCAUCCGCAGGAGACAUGUCAUGGAGGACGAGGAAACGUUGGCGUCCUUAUCCGCAAAAGCUGCUACAAAAGCACUCGAGGACGCAAAGUUCAACGUGGAAGAUGUGGACCUCGUACUCCAUGCCACCUCCACUCCCGACGACCUCUUUGGCACCGGUCCGCAGGUGGCGUCCAUGAUUGGUGCCACGAACGCUGUGGCCUUUGACCUCACGGCGGCCUGCUCAGGCUUCGUUUUUGCCUUGGUGACGGCUGCCCAAUAUGUGCGUUCAGGCGCCUUCAAAAAUGUCCUGGUGAUUGGGGCAGAUGGUCUUUCCCGCUGGGUCGAUUGGUCGGACCGUGGCACCUGCGUCCUCUUCGGCGACGGCGCCGGGGCGAUGCUCAUCACGGCCGCGGAGAGCGAGAACGAUGCCUUGUUGGGUUUCGAACUUGGAAGCGAUGGCCAUGGAGCCUGCCACUUGGGUGUGAACGCGGAGAACGAGUCGUCCUUCCAAGUUGGUGCCAGCAAGAGCGCCCAGUCGGCCAAGUACGGCAAACUGACCAUGAAUGGCAAAGAAGUCUUUCGAUUUGCCACGAGCCGAGUGCCACAGACCCUGUCGAAGUUGCUGGAGCGACACCAGAUCGCCCCAGAGGAGGUCGAUUGGCUAUUGCUCCAUCAGGCCAAUCGGCGCAUCAUGGAUUCGGCGGCCAAGCGCUUGGGCAUGCCGCAGGAGAAGAUCAUUUGCAACUUAGACGAGUACGGCAACACCUCUGCAGCAUCCAUACCACUGGCCCUCGAUGAGGCUAUGCGUGAUGGCCGCGUGAAGAAGGGGGACCUCUUAGCCUGUUGCGGUUUUGGUGCUGGGCUCACCUGGGGAGGUGCCGUGCCGUGGUGUCGUGGUGGUGCCGACGGGGGAGAUGCUGUUUGA
Messenger RNA from Cladocopium goreaui, 1206 nucleotides. The record is from the annotation of a GenBank genome assembly. NCBI's taxonomy places the organism in Eukaryota, Dinophyceae, Suessiales, Symbiodiniaceae.